GUUCUCUUUCACAAAGACACAAACUGGUGUAGUCCCCACUUGCAUGUUCAAUCUUGUGAGAGGCCAGCCAAUGGCAGCCUGGAUUUUCCCACAUAUAACAUGACUAUGGAUCUCUAACUACAUUCAGAUCUAAGAACAUGCAUUUAUUUAUCUAGACCUCCUCUUCUUCUUCUUCUCAUUCCUGUCCAUCUUCAUUCUGCCAAACAAUGGCACACUGGUUGUCUUCUUCAUUGGUUCUACUUCUCUGUUUUGCCAUAUCCACCAUUGCAAAGCCAAGCUCUUUCUCUUUCAAGGAUAACUUUGAUGUCAUGUUUGCUGAUGACCAUUUCAAAACCUCAUCAGAUGGACAAGUUUGGUCCCUUUAUCUUGACAAAGAAACAGGAUGUGGGUUCCAGACAAAGCAGAGAUACAGGUUUGGGUGGUUCAGCAUGAAGCUGAAACUUGUUGGUGGAGACUCUGCAGGAGUUGUCACUGCUUUCUAUAUGUGUUCUGACUUGGGUGCAGGACCAGAGAGAGAUGAGCUUGACUUUGAGUUCUUAGGGAACAGAACAGGGCAGCCAUACACCAUACAAACAAAUGUCUACAAGGGAGGAGUUGGAGGGAGAGAGAUGAGACACAUGCUCUGGUUUGAUCCUACUGAGGACUUCCACACUUACUCAUUGCUCUGGAACAAUCACACCAUAGUGUUCUUUGUGGAUAGAGUUGCAAUAAGAGAGUAUAAGAACAAUGUGGCUGAGUCUAAUGACUUCUUUCCGAAUGAAAAACCAAUGUAUAUGUUUUCAAGCAUAUGGAAUGCCGAUGAUUGGGCGACGAGGGGAGGGUUGGAGAAGACAGACUGGAAGAAGGCGCCGUUUGUGAGCUCAUACAAGGACUUCAACGUCGAUGGGUGCCAGUGGGAGGACCCGUACCCAGCUUGCGUCUCGACCACGGCCGAGCACUGGUGGGAUCAGUAUCAAGCCUGGACUCUGACCGACAGCCAGCAGCAGGACUUCAGUUGGGUUGGGAGAAACCUUGUCAUCUAUGAUUACUGUAAUGACUACGAGAGGUACCCCAAGUUGCCUCCAGAGUGUGCUCUUCAUUCAGAUUAGAAGAACGGCCCAUGCAAUUGCUUGUUUCAUACAUACAUAGCAUAUAUAUACAUGAGAUAUUUCUCCUCCUUUUUCUGCUUAUGAUUAUUAUUUAUAUUCAAAUUUUGUUGUUCAAUUGCAAUAAACAACAGCUUUUGAGA
Messenger RNA from Dioscorea cayenensis subsp. rotundata (Guinea yam), 1228 nucleotides. Its product is annotated as probable xyloglucan endotransglucosylase/hydrolase protein 8. Gene Ontology annotation, biological process: xyloglucan metabolic process; cell wall biogenesis. Gene Ontology annotation, cellular component: apoplast; cell wall. The transcript is spliced from 4 exons. NCBI's taxonomy places the organism in Eukaryota, Viridiplantae, Streptophyta, Magnoliopsida, Dioscoreales, Dioscoreaceae. Bases 207 to 1088 code for a protein of 293 amino acids. Gene Ontology annotation, molecular function: xyloglucan:xyloglucosyl transferase activity; hydrolase activity, hydrolyzing O-glycosyl compounds. The record is from RefSeq and is a predicted model, not a curated record.